UUCAUUUUUGUUGCAGUUCGAGAACCGCUCCAAUCGCUAGAGGCACUCUAAAGUUUGCUCGCUUGCUAGUUUUAUAUAAGGCCCAAGCAUGUCUCAUACAAUUCUCCUAGUUCAACCAACAAAAAGGCCAGAAGGAAGAACAUAUGCUGAUUAUGAGUCUGUAAAUGAAUGCAUGGAGGGGGUGUGUAAAAUGUAUGAGGAGCAUCUGAAAAGAAUGAAUCCCAACAGUCCCUCUAUCACUUAUGACAUCAGCCAGCUAUUUGAUUUUGUGGAUGACCUGGCUGACCUCAGCUGUCUGGUGUACCGGGCUGACACACAGACCUACCAGCCCUACAACAAAGACUGGAUCAAAGAGAAGAUCUAUGUUCUGUUGCGACGCCAGGCCCAGCAGGCUGGGAAAUAGAGGAUGAAUGGAAGAAUCUUGUGGGCUGCGGUGAUUCUUCUGUCAUUUGUUAACUUGAUCAGAUCGACACUGCAUCAUUGGGCAAUAUUAACCCAUAAUGGGUUUCCCAAAAGCAUCGUAGGGUUAAGAUCUUUUUAACUGUAGCAGAGAGUGUUCAAGUUUAACUUUCUCUGCCAUGUUGUGUUGAUCUUUACUAUGAAGCUGUUGAGAAACCAGGCCCCCAGUAUAUUUAGGUCACAUGAUGAUUCCACUCAUUUGUGUACUCAGCCAUCCAAAAUGGAUUUAACAUCAGGAUACUUUCUAAGGCCCCUCAUUGGGGAUUUGCAGUGAGACUUAAUUAGGUUAAUCUACUGAGCAGGUGGGUAAGCUUAGAAGAAUGUUUGGGCCCCAUCCCUUUGGGCCCAUCUCAUAAUUUAAAUUUGUAUACCUUCAUUUUCUGUGAUUCUCCAGUAGCUUACACUGGAAAGAGGUUCUGCUAAGCUGUCAGUAUAAUAUCUUAAACUCAUUUUUUGAGCAUUUAAGUAAACAAAAGUGAGUUUUACUUCCUCGUUUGCACCAAGAGUGAAUACUCAGGAAACUACCACAAAGCAGUAAGAGUGGUACACAAAAUUUCCCCCAGGUUCUGAUUGCAAUAGAAUGCAGCACACAGGCAACUAUGAAUACUCUCAGCAAAAUAUUUAAUUACUUAAGACCUCCUUGACUACCUUUGCCUCCAUUAAAUCAGAUAAGCAUGUAUCAUUGGGUAGUAUUUUGUGGUUUCUUUCAGAUUUGUCAUAUUGCUGAAAUGUUUCUAUUUGUGUGAAAAGGAAGCAUCUGUUUGAAAGAUUAAUUUCGGAUGUGGUAUUAAGACUUGAUCAUUUUGCAUUUUUAAGUGGUGGAGAAACUUUCUUUUACAUUUCUUUUACAAUACAAUAUGUUGGCUAAUGCCUGUGUUUAAGCGGUUCUGUGAAUUUUUUAGUACAAUAAAAUGGUUAACUAAAAUGUA
Molecule: messenger RNA, 1388 nt
Organism: Electrophorus electricus (electric eel)
Lineage: Eukaryota; Metazoa; Chordata; Actinopteri; Gymnotiformes; Gymnotidae
Gene: erh
Product: ERH mRNA splicing and mitosis factor
Source: RefSeq, a predicted model, not a curated record